AGAAGACCCAGCUUGGUGAUGAAUGGAUGUGGGAAAUUUGGAAAAAUAUGAUGACCACGUUUCUGGCAUGGGUACCUUGAUGGAAGGUGGUGCCUUCACUGGAUGGAGAGCUCCAGAAGAGGGAAAGGUUUUCAAGAGAAAAUGAUGAAUUCAGUUUUUGACCCAUUGAGUUGGAGGCGCCUAAGAAAGAGUCAAGUGGAAAUGCCUUAGGCUGGGGGAGCAUUUCCUCUCCCAGGAGCCCCUUGAGGACACACUACAGAUGCAGGAAGACGCUGGACAAGGACGGGCAGCUGAAAGGAGGCAUCCAGGAGAGACCAUGGCUGUAGCCCUGGAAGCCCGGGCCCAGGCCUCCCCGCUCCCAGAGCCUGAAGAACUCUUGAUUGUCAAGCUGGAGGAGGACUCGUGGAGACCAGACUCCCAACCCCGGGAGAAGGACCAUGACCCUGUCCCUGGCCCCGAGGCCUCCCGCCAGCGCUUCAGGCAGUUCCGGUACAGGGAUGCGGCGGGACCCCAUGAGGCCUUCAGCCAGCUCUGGGCACUCUGCUGUCACUGGCUGAGGCCGGAGAUCCGCCUCAAAGAGCAGAUACUGGAGUUGCUGGUGCUGGAGCAGUUCCUGACUAUCUUACCCAGGGAGGUCCAGGCCUGGGUACAGGCACGCCACCCUGAGAGCGGCGAGGAGGCGGUGGCCCUGGUGGAGGAUUGGCACCGAGAGGCGCGGGCCGCGGGACAGCGGGAACUGGAACUGUGUGCAGAAGAGACCAGGUCCUUAAAGACAGUGAAGGAAUCUCAGAGCUUCCAGCUGUGGACAGCAGAUCACUGGCCCGAGGGACAGUCCCAGAAACAGUGGGUGAAGAAUCCAUGUCCUGACCUUCCCAAGCAUCUAGACACCAAGAUGGCACCACAGCCCUUGAAAGAGAGUGGUGUCCUCACUCCCCGAGUCCCUACUCUACCAAAGAUGGGAAGCGUUGGAGAUUGGGAGGUGACAGUGGAGUCUCAGGAAGCUCUGGGUCCCGGCAGACACGCUGAGAAGGAGUUCUGCAAGGACCCUCCAGGAGACAGCUGUGGGAACGGCCUGCCCCUGGGAGUUCCAGUUUUAAAACCAACCGUCAUCUCCCAGCAAGAGCAAGGACCAGAAUUUUGGGGUCCAAGAUUUGUAAAGUCUGGACAAAAGAACCCUGAAGAUUACAGCUGGGAUACUGAGCAAACAAAACCAGCUCAGGCAUUGGCCUGGAGGGAUUCCAAGGCCUGGGAAGAACGAUAUCAGUGGGACGUGGAGGAUGUGAAAGUAUCAGGUGUGCACUGGAGCUAUGAGGAGACUAAGACUUUCCUGGCAAUUUUGAGUGAGUCUCCUUUUUCUGAAAAACUCCGGACUUGUCACCAGAACCGCCAGGUGUACCGGGCCAUUGCAGAGCGGCUGAGGGCACAGGGCUUCCUGCGGACCCUGGAGCAGUGUCGCUACAGAGUCAAAAAUCUCCUACGGAAUUACCGGAAAGCCAAGAGCAGCCACCCGCCGGGGACCUGCCCCUUCUAUGAGGAGCUGGAGGCCCUGGUGAGGGCUCGGACGGCCAUCAGAGCCUCAGAUGGCCCAGGAGAGGCUGUGGCUCUCCCCAGGCUGGGGGACAGUGACAUGGAGGUGGAUGAGCAGGAGGAAGGGGGCUGGGAGCCUGAGGAAACAACGGACGACUGUAAUGGUGAUGACAGUCACCUGGCCACUGAAGAGUUCGUCCACAGACCCAGGAUUCCAGGGGGCCCAGCUCUGCUCCAGAGUCGUAUUGCAGGUGUGCACUGGGGCUACGAGGAGACCAAGGCCUUCCUGACCAUUCUCAGUGAGUCCCCAUUCUCUGAGAAGCUUCGCACUUGUCACCAGAACAGCCAGGUGUACCGGGCCAUUGCAGAGCGGCUGUGUGCACAGGGCUUCCUGCGGACCCUGGAGCAGUGUCGCUACAGAUUCAAAAACCUCCUUCGAAGCUACCGAAAAGCCAAGAGCAGCCACCCACCUGGGACCUGCCCCUUCUAUGAGGAGCUGGACUCGCUGAUGAGGGCUCGGACUGCGGUUAGAGACAUGGGGACCAGCAAGGAGGCAGUGGGUCUUCCUACUUCUGGGGAGAGUGGUACCCAGGUUGUCAACCAGGAGGCCUGGGAUGAAAUGGCAGGUGAAGAUGCCAUCAGAUCUCCAACCCCAGGUCCUAAAACCCCAGACACUGGUUUUGAGAUGCGGCAUGAGGAUGAAGACCAGAUUUCAGAGCAAGACAUUUUUGAAGAUUUGCCUGGAGCCUUAUCAAAGUGUACUGCAGAGGAUUGCUACCCUCAUGAUUGGGGGGAAGACAGUGAAAAUGAAAACGAAGGUAAAGGGCAGUGGGGAAAUCCAUCCCAGGAUCAGUGGGAAGAAUGUUCUUCUGAAGAGGACCUAGAGAAACUCAUCGAUCAUCAAGGCCUGUACCUUGCAGAGAAACCCUUCAAGUGUGACACGUGUGUGAAAAGGUUCAGCCGGAAUUCACAGUUAAUCGCCCACCAGCGGAUACACACAGGUGAGAGGCCCUACAAAUGCCCUGAAUGUGGGAAAAGCUUUAGUGACCGCUCCAACUUCAAUACCCAUCAGAGAAUCCACACUGGAGAGAAGCCCUACAAAUGCCUUGAAUGUGGGAAAAGCUUUAGUGACCACUCCAAUCUCAUCACCCACCAGAGAACGCACACGAGGGUGAAACCCUAUAAAUGUGGGGAAUGUUGGGAAGGCUUCACCCAGAGCUCAAACCUUCUGAAACAUCAGAGAAUCCACUUGGGAGGAAAUCCUGAUCACUGUGGUGAGCCUGGGAAAAACUCUGGCCAGAGCCCAUCCUUUAGUGCUCACUGGAGGAACUCAGCAGAGGAGACAUCUCUGGAACAAACUCAGAGUGCCAGUAAGAACUUGAAUUCUCCUGGAGUGCAAAGCACCAACUCAGGGGAUAAACUUUAUCAGUGUUCCGAAUGUGGAAGAAGCUUCUCCAAGAGUUCUGCCCUCAUCAGUCACCAAAGAAUCCACACGGGAGAGAAACCAUAUGGAUGUGCCGAAUGUGGGAAAAGCUUCAGUAAGAGCUCCACUCUGGCCAACCACCAGCGAACCCACACUGGGGAGAAGCCGUAUGAGUGUGUGGACUGUGGGAAAUGCUUCGGGGAGCGUUCCAAGCUCAUCACACACCAGAGGGUGCACACAGGAGAGAAGCCCUACAGAUGCCUCGAGUGUGGGAAGUUCUUCCGUGACCGUUCCAACCUCAUUACCCACCAGAGAAUCCACACAGGAGAGAAACCUUAUAAGUGCAGAGAGUGUGGGAAAUGCUUUAACCAGAGCUCCAGUCUUAUUAUUCACCAGAGAAUCCACACCGGGGAGAAACCCUACAAGUGUAUGGAGUGUGGCAAAGAUUUCAACAACAGCUCCCACUUCAGUGCCCACAGGAGAACCCAUGCAGGAGGGAAGGCGUCAUAGGAGACAAAAGAGAAAAACGUAUAUUUAAAUCUCCCAAGAUCCUAAGACGUAUGCUAGAAAGAAACUGUCCCAAUUUUUAAGAUUAGCGUGUACCUGGGGAACUUACCUUGGUACAGUCCAGGUAAUUCGGAAGUGAAUUACAAAUGCUAACGAUCCAGAUUUGAAGGCACUUUUCUUAAGUGUAGUGUGUUUUUUCUCCUGCAAAAAAACCCACACAAUCCUCAGGCUGCCCUUAUAUUUACUGUUGUGUAAGAGCUUUAUCAGUGUUUGAGCCAGACUGGUAACUGAGGGGAUUAGAGGUAAAUCAGUGAUCCUGAGCAGUGAUUCUAGACCUUUCUGUGCCUUUACACCGUCCACAUGUACACACGCCCCAUCAGUGUACGUUGGCAAAUUCUCAUACGUGGCCAUUUUCCGUUGGGGCAUAACCUCCCGGGAGAACUUUGAGACUCUCCGGUGAUGGGGGCAUAAUUGAGAAUCAGUGGCCUAGAGCAGCCACCAUGAGCUUAUCAAAGGGUAGAAACAACAGUGACAUCAUUACUAGAUCAUUAUUAAUAAUAGCAAAAGUAGCCAGCAUCUAUCGAGCUCUUCGGCAGGCUCUGUGCUAAGCACUUUGUAUACAUCAUCUCAUUUACCCCUCACAGCAGCCCCAGGAGGUACUAAUAUUUUCCCCAUUUCUCAGAAGAGAGAAGUGACUUGCUUGGGUCACACAUCUGAAAAUGGCAGAGGCAGGAUUCAACCAGCUCUGUCUCUAGGGCCUGAGGUGCUUUCACUGCUUCACUGAAUCCCCUUUCACAUUGGGGCAGGUAACUCAGGUGCCAAAGCACUUUGUAGACCACAUUUUCUGUUAAAAUUCCCUAUGAGUUCUGUUUUUAACAAAUAUGGACAUUGAGAAUCCCAGAAGAUUGAAGGACUGGGGAUGUUCACAGUUGGUAAUGUGCUUUGAGCAAGGCUGAACUCAUCAAAGCACUUGAUGUGAAUUUCCAUCUUCACAAUAAUAUGGGUGAGAGACAGAGGUGAGUUGAGAUUGGGAACAAUAAUGUAGCCAAAGUGAUGUUUCUUCCAAUGAGAUACAGUUUUGGCUAAGGAAAUGGGGUUUUUAAGAAUUUCCCUUAUUCUCAGGGGGUCAGCCCUGCUUCCUGUUAGACUUGGCUGGAUCAUAGGUUGAACCUUAAGAAACCUGGGCUUGCUGGCCAGUGCUCACUCACCCUGAUGUGUUGGCCCCCUGGCCCUUUCCCUCCAGGCACAGCAGAAGCUUUGCGCCAAGGCUGAGGCAGAAGUGGGGUGGAAGGAGUGGUGUGUGUGGAGUGCCGCGGAGGGGGCUUUGAAGGCUAUUGCUUAAUCCAGGUUCAUGGUGCACUCUUACUCUGAGCCAUCUUGGCCCAGACCUACCCAGUGCUGUCUAAAUGUUGGCUGUAAAGACCUGCCUCCAGCUCCAACAGGCUCAAUCAGAAAGGUUCACACAGGAUGGUUUCCUAGUUCGCAGCGCUUUGGCCUCCAGGAUUUCUCCUCAGGAGGGUUAAACAAUGUUGGCCAAGGACUAUGGUUUCCAAAGGAUUUUAAAGGAGCAUCCCUCUCCUGACAUCUGCCUAUGAUACUGGGAAUGCCGUUCAUACCCUGGCUCGUUCAUCAACUUGGGAAGUACUAUUAGAUAGUAGAUGUGAGGGAACCUUGAAGAGUGGAACUCUGCAUGUGAAGCAGUCAGUGGGGAGAUUGGCGCUCCCACUGACGCUUAUCACUCCUUAGUCCCUUCCUUGGCUUCCCAAGAACCUGCUUACCUCGGAUCACUGCCUAUCACCCCCUUCCCGGUUUACCUCUUCUGGCUCACCUUACCUCUGAGGAGCAGGGCCUGUGAGUGAGCCCUGGCUUUGAACCACCAGGUGUCAGUAACUGCAACAGUAGGAUGGUGGGUAGGAAACCACCUGAGCCAAGAGGAAGGAUCCUGGAGGAAGGGAAGGGAGGUCCAGGGAAAGACCAAGUGGUGUGAAAUAGCAUGGCUUCAGGGUGGGGCUGGGACCAUAACUUCUUAGCUCUAUUGGGGUUUGUAAAUGGGAGAUGAGGAGUGUUAGCUCAGAUUAGAAGGGUGCGGGGGUGGGUCAUGGAGGACCUGUGGCUGCUGAGGGGGACAUGGUCAGAUGCGCGGUGUUGAAACCUAAUAGCUGAACAGAACCUGGCUACGCUGCAGUUAGGACAGCCUGUUGGGACACUGUUGCAAUAUUCCAGGUAAACGUGAGGGUCCGAACUAGAGCAGGAGUAACGUUGAAGAGGAGGGGAUGAUUCGAGAGGUUGCACAGGUAGAAUUGAGGACAGCAGAGGAGAGCCAGGCUGCCUGGGUGGCUGGUGGAGCCUGCUGUCAUUCAGAACUGGGAUCACAGGAGGAGGUGGAGAUAGGGCAGGAGGGCAGAAGAUCAGAAGUUUAAUUUGGGCCAUUUUGGUUAGGGACAUCCAAGAGACGAUACACUACGAAGCAGGCAUUUGGAUAUCUGGGCCGGAAGCUGGGGGGAGGUUAGGACUAGACAGUUAUCUGUAUGCUUGGGAGUUACCUUCAUGUUCAAGUCACAGAAAGGCUGGGCCCGGGACAGAACUGGAGAAGCACCACGUGUAGAGGAAGAUGCCCCUCAGAGGAGAUCUAGACUACCCCCCAGUCCCACCACCUCCUGUGCACUCCAGCCAACUUUCGGACACUGCCUCAAUCGCUGCUGACACCGGAAUUGUCAAUGUAGUUCUGAAUUUCCUGGAACCUUCCCUGUAGAAGCCAAGCCGAGCUCUGUGUAGAAGUGAGAUAAUGGUCCUCUCCCCUCCCACGCGUCAGCCGUUCCCCUGCUCUUGGAAGUGUGCUGGUGUCUCAUGUUCUCAAGUGAACAGUUUUGAUGUUUAUUACCUAUUGGUCCUUUCUCGUAACUCAGGUUCAGCCAUGAAAUCGAGGGCAUUGUGGGCCAGGAGAGAAAGUGGCCCAGGAGGACCUUCUCUCCUUGUGUACCUGACUCUUCCUUUGGAAGAAGUUCCCUUUCAGGUGGCUUCCAUGUUUGGGGCCCGACCCAUCACUCUGCCAGGGCACCCAGACAUCCUCCAACAGGUCUUUGCUGCUCAAAUAAACCGACAUCUGGUUUGACACA
Messenger RNA from Delphinapterus leucas (beluga whale), 6573 nucleotides. RefSeq names its product zinc finger and SCAN domain containing 20 (gene ZSCAN20). Lineage: Eukaryota; Metazoa; Chordata; Mammalia; Artiodactyla; Monodontidae. Gene Ontology annotation, biological process: regulation of transcription by RNA polymerase II. Gene Ontology annotation, cellular component: nucleus. The record is from RefSeq and is a predicted model, not a curated record. Gene Ontology annotation, molecular function: RNA polymerase II cis-regulatory region sequence-specific DNA binding; DNA-binding transcription activator activity, RNA polymerase II-specific.